Messenger RNA from Drosophila ananassae, 3130 nucleotides. RefSeq lists its product as uncharacterized. Gene Ontology annotation, molecular function: protein binding. The transcript has 4 exons. Bases 213 to 2966 code for a protein of 917 amino acids. The record is from RefSeq and is a predicted model, not a curated record. Lineage: Eukaryota; Metazoa; Arthropoda; Insecta; Diptera; Drosophilidae.
UCAAAACCUGUUGCCAAUUGUCGAGUUUCUUUUAGGCCAGGCUUGAAGACAAAUUAACUCUGGGCGUUUCACCUAGCAUACGCAAAAUAGUGCAAAAUCGGACAAUAAAAACGUUUCAACUCGGACAGCAUGUGUAAAUACGUGGGCGUGGAAAAGGCAAUGUUAAAGUGUAAAUAAGGCGCGCAUGCGUGUAACGAAUUAAGUGAAAUACAAUGCAGCAUGGAUCCUCCCGCAUUCCGAAACAGGAAGCUCUGCCCAACGCCAUUUCUGGGCCGGAUUCUAGCAACUGGACUUCGCUGCACGAGGCGGUGGCCGCCGGGGAUGAUCGACGGGUGGAGGGGCUCUUGUUCAGCAAUGCCGACCGCCUGGCCAGGGAAUCCAUCCAAGGCAACACCCCGCUCCACGAGGCGGCCAGCCGGGGGUUCAGUCGCUGCGUGAAACUAAUCUGUGCCCCUCCACCUCCAGCGCCAGGAGCGUCCGGGGGAAAGGCCGGGAAGGGGGCUAAAGGACAACAAAAGGACAAGGAGAAAAACAAAGGCAAGGCGAAGGUGAUCCACCAGACCACCGAAGCCCUCCACAACAGCUCCCUGAGCAUAGCCAAUAAUGAGGGGCUAUCGGCCCUGCACCUGGCAGCCCAAAACGGGCACAAUCAGAGCUCAAGGGAACUAUUGCUGGCCGGCGCCGACCCCGACGUCCAAAAUAAUUAUGGAGACACUCCACUCCACACCGCCUGCAGAUACGGGCAUGCGGGCGUCACACGGAUCCUGCUCUCCGCACUCUGCGAUCCCAACAAGACCAACCUGAACGGUGACACCGCACUGCACAUCACCUGUGCCAUGGGCCGAAGGAAGCUAACCAGGAUUCUGCUGGAGGCAGAUGCGCGGCUGGGCAUCAAGAACGCCCAAGGAGAUUGCCCCAUGCACAUUGCGAUCAGAAAGAACUACCGCGAGAUCAUCGAGAUUUUGAAUACGCCGAAGAAGAUACGCAAUCGCAAGGAGAGGUCAAGAGAGGGAGGCAGUCGCUCGGACAAGGAUCGGGAGAGGGAUGUCGUGGACAAGGGAAUCAAUUGGUCGCCGUAUGGAUGUCAUUACUUUCCCGAUCCCCGGGCCUUUCCCUCCCCAAAACUGGAGACCCUGCCCAAGGACCCACUGAAGCCAGGGGAGCAGUACUUCCUCGACUUGGCCGGCCACAUUCACAAGGGGCCAGUGAGUGUGGGCAACACCUGUUACUGUGGGCCGUUCUUCCGGCACAUCGAAAACAAGCUGAACUGCAACCGGAAGAGCCUCAAGAAGUACGUCCACAAGACCAAGGAGCGUCUGGGCCAUAAGGUGCAGGCCCUGGCUAUCAAAACCAACGACCAGAUCGAGCAACUCACCAGGACAAUGAUAGAGGACCGGCUGCGGUGUGAGAGCAAACGGCAGCACCUCAGUGAGUUCCUGCGACGAGGAGAACCCAUGCGCUCCACCUUCGAUCAGCAAAAUAGGAGCUCGAGGAUCGAAAGGACCCUUUCCAGGUGCCGCAGCUUGGAGCUGUUGGAGAGUAACCACGACAACGGCAGGCUCACCAAUUCCCGCAGUGUGGACCUACUCGAGGAUCAGGCAGUGCAGGCUAUUGUUCACAGAUCGGCAGAGGGUCCACUCGAAAGUGACAGCGAUGAGGACUCUCAUGACGCCGGGGAGGAUGCAGAGGAGGCCGAGGAAGAGGAGGUGGAGGAGGAAGAGGAGGAGGAGGGUGACGUGGAGCUGGCACAGGACGAAGAGGAGCUCGAGGAGCAGGUCGAGCAAUUGGAGCACUCCAAACUGGAUGAAUUAAAACUGGACUUCCUCAAGGUGUCUGAGCGGUUGGGUGUGCUGCUGGAGAAGACCACUCUGAUCAUGGAGCGGGAUAGCGAGCAGGAGAACAAGCACCAGCUGUCCUCGCUUUCCCCGCCCUACAAGCCCAACACCAGACCCGAGUCGGCCCAGCUCCCGGAGGACAAGGACAGUCCCAACUUUGAUGAGUACACCCACGUCAUGCGGCGGUACCCCAACUCGAGUGAGACCUCUAAUCCGUCCCAGAACUCCAACAGCUGGGACUGGGAGGCCUCCCCCACGGGCAGCAAUCCGCCCCCGGACUACCACAAGUACUACUCCCGAAUCGGAAGGGGGGAGAACAUGCUGAACUCCGUGAUCAAGGCCCUUCGCAAGGACGCGUCCUUCGCCGACCUGGGAAAGGAGGAGGCGGCCGUGAACGAGAGUGCCGAGAGGAUCGGCGGGGACAAGCUGCUCUACAAGGAGCAGGCCAGCGAGGCAGCUGGAAUCUCCAACCUGAUGAAGCGGCAACCCCUGUGCUUGGAGGACAACUACCCCGUCAUGUCGAACCUUUUCUACUCGAAUCCCCUCAUGGAGUAUGUGGAAGAGCCGGAAAUCCGGCAGAACGGAAACGAGCAGGUGAACAAAGUAGAGAUCCGGAACAGUGAGAUCAAGUGUCUGAAGAAACCCAACGCCGGUCAAGUCCGGGACAUGGUUGCCCAGCUGCAGAACACCAUAGACACUAACCGGCAGGAGCUGAUAGGAACGAGACCCCACUCCCGCCUGAACAACCACUUCCAGCACGUGGAGGCCACCUCCUCGAACCCCUCGCCCACCUACAGCAUUCCCCACCGGAGUGGUGUGGCCCCGCAAUUCGGUCUGCCCGAGAGGCACAUACCCAAAGACGCCUACUUCCACGAGCUGCCCCACCGACCGCAGAACCCGCCCAUCACCCAGCGGAGAAUCCCUUCCGCCUAUGCACCAAAUGCCGGUUUGAGGCCGGGGGUCCCCUUCAGGCCCCACCAGAUGCCUUCCUUCCAGAACAUCAUCACGCCGCAUUCCCAUCCGCAUCCCCAAGCCAGGAACUGGCCCCAUCCCAACCUGCCGCCCGCCGACAUCAAUCUGGACGAAGUUUCGGGCGUCGGCAUCUACAACAAUGUCUCCAGCUUGGUGUGAGCCAAGAUGUCCUGCCCAGAGCUCCCCUUGUACAUAGCUAUUCCUAAUAUAUUUAUCUUAAUCUUACAAAGUUAUAAACUAAAUCAAAAAUUAAUUUAUUUUCCAUGGCAGAAUCUAAUCUUGAGGGUUUGAAGAAUAUAUACGAAAUAUAUUACCAUAAAUGA